This is a messenger RNA of Angiostrongylus costaricensis, 483 nucleotides long. Lineage: Eukaryota; Metazoa; Nematoda; Chromadorea; Rhabditida; Metastrongylidae. The record is from the annotation of a GenBank genome assembly.
AUGAAUCCGACGCCGAAAUCAAAAUGCACCAUUGGUCUUCAAAAAAGAAAUCGAUCAUUUCAGUACCACAAGCUGCAUCCAAACUACAUUCUUUCACGCCUGUCGGGAAAAGAUGAGAACAAUAAUAGGGAAGCAAUAUUUCUACUGCAGUCUACUGAGAAGGACUGCAGCAGUCUUGAAAAGGUAGAGGAAGCAGCCGAAUAUAUCGAAAACUUCAAGCUUUCGGACAAUAGGGAUCCUGCAUUCAAAAAACCUGUCUUUGUUCCCACCGAUGAGAGAACCGCUCUGAACACCGCCGCCGUUGGAAUACUGACCGGUGCUAGAAGUGUGACGAAAACAGACGCACAACGGCUUCUGUUUAACUUUGGUACGCUGAAGGCGAUCUGCGAAGCAACCGAAGAGCAACUGGCGCUUUGCCCGGGACUUGGUCCGAUUCGUGCCAGAAAUCUUUACAGUUACUUAAGAACUCCCUUUACAACUUGA